Molecule: messenger RNA, 1217 nt
Organism: Dendronephthya gigantea
Lineage: Eukaryota; Metazoa; Cnidaria; Anthozoa; Malacalcyonacea; Nephtheidae
Product: centrosomal protein of 85 kDa-like
Exons: 7
Coding region: 1-615 (204 amino acids)
Cellular component (GO): centrosome
Source: RefSeq, a predicted model, not a curated record
AUGAAUGCAAGUCUUCAAGAUAGAAUGAAAAAGAUGAAAUGCAUCGAAAGCAUUGGAAGACAUAUACUACAAGAGAGACAAAGAAAAGCUAAACACUUUUAUAUACAAUCCCAAGAAUCGCAGAAAAAGUUAGAGGAACGAUUAUCACAUGAAGAGGACACUGUAGCAGCGUUACGUGAAGAACUAUCCAUGAAGGAAUUGAGCAUCAGCGAACUAAAGAGUUCCAUGAAACAGAUUUCGUCGCAAUUGCAAGAUUCUGUUGAAGAAAAUAUGGAUAUUAAUGAUAAAUUAAAAAAGUUGCAGAUUAUAAAUAGUAAAGGAUCUUUGGAAUCAAAUAGAAAAAUAUAUAAACAGCUUCGUCGUAAUGUGAAUAAGUUAAAAGACUUAGUAAAAUUAUAUUAUCAAAAAAAAGAGGGUCAUGACUUAGAACUAUCUCUACUUUUGGGCACAGCCGGAGGAGAAGCAUCAAGGACGGUGGGUAAUCAGGAACAAUCUCUGAGCGACGAAGUGCGUGCACUCACGAACGAUAUCGACGAAUUACGAACAUUUCUAGCCGAUCAGUAUGCCGAGGAGUUAGCCAACAAUAUAGAAGGCAAUAAUUGCAUCACGCAAUGAUUCAAACCCUCCUACAAGUUUGUAAAUAUGACAAAGGUUACGGUUACAGUAUUUUGAAGCGUCUGCCAUCAGGCGGACCGGCAGGCGGAAUGCCUGACCGUUGAUGUCAGGUCUGAUCGCCACGCUAGCUAGUACGCCAGUAAUCAUAAUAUAUAAAUUAAUAAGAUGUAUGUAAAUUAAUAUAUAUAUAAUCCAUGUAAUUAAUUUAUUUAUAUUUGCUGAUUUAUGCAUGCCAAAAAAGAAUAUAUAUAAAGAUAAUGAUUGGAUAUCCAUGCAGCAUAAAGAAUGUCUGGACGUCAAUGUAUAAAGUACAAACAACGUUUUCAGGUAAAACUAAAGAACCCUCGGAACGUGAACCAAUAUUUCCAUAUAUCGCUGGGAGAAAUGUGGUUUUAAAUAGCUCUUUAGACUUUAAAAGUAAAGUACAAUUUUGCGUGGGAAUAUAGGCAUGUGGUUUCAACAGAUGUUAUCAUCUCGUGACGUUCAAAAUCUUUAUCGAUGACAGUAGUAUGCUGAUGAAUCUUAAAAUGCAUUGUAUAAUAACAUUUGCUAAAAAGUGAAUCUUCUUGUUCUUUCUAUCUGAUCUCCAUAGCUUGAUUUAA